Lutra lutra (Eurasian river otter) is the source of this 5293-nucleotide messenger RNA. It is a transcript of the gene BMAL2, whose product is annotated as basic helix-loop-helix ARNT like 2. NCBI's taxonomy places the organism in Eukaryota, Metazoa, Chordata, Mammalia, Carnivora, Mustelidae. The record is from RefSeq and is a predicted model, not a curated record. Gene Ontology annotation, biological process: regulation of transcription by RNA polymerase II. The transcript has 17 exons. Bases 199 to 2103 code for a protein of 634 amino acids. Gene Ontology annotation, molecular function: DNA-binding transcription factor activity, RNA polymerase II-specific; RNA polymerase II cis-regulatory region sequence-specific DNA binding; protein dimerization activity. Gene Ontology annotation, cellular component: aryl hydrocarbon receptor complex; nucleus; transcription regulator complex.
GCUGGCUCUGCGGUCCCGGGCGGACCGGCUGAGAGUCGGCGCCGGCUGCGCGCCCAGGGGCCAAGGGGGUGACCGUCGAGACGCGCGGCCCAGCUCCCCCGGCGCCCGCGUCCCCGCUCCCGGGCCGGCGCAGGGCGGGCCCGGAGCUCUAGAUGCCGCCAGCCCCGGGGCUGCGGAGCGGGCCGGGUGCCUCCUGCGAUGGCGGCGGAACAGGAGGCUGCGGCCAGAGACAGAAUACUCCUUGAAGAGAACCAGUGCAUUUCUCCUGUGGUUUCCAGUCAUAUGAGCCUAUGGACAAAACCAACAGCUGUUGGAUCCCUCAGCCCACAUGUGAUAGAGUUCCCAAGAAAACGAAAAGGAAGUGACUCAGGCCCAUCCCAGUCAGGAAUCAUGACAGAAAAAGUGGUGGAAAAGCUCUCUCAGAAUCCUUUUACCUAUCUUCUUUCAACAAGGAUAGAAAUAUCAGCAUCCCGUAGCAGCAGACUGGAAGAUGGUGAACGAGUUAAAACGAAGUCCUUCAGAGAAGCUCAUAGCCAAACCGAAAAGCGGAGGAGAGAUAAAAUGAAUAAUCUGAUUGAAGAACUGUCAGCAAUGAUCCCUCAGUGCAAUCCCAUGGCACGGAAACUGGACAAGCUCACAGUGUUAAGAAUGGCUGUCCAACACUUGAAAUCUUUAAAAGGUAUGACAAAUUCUUAUGCAGGAGGUAAUUAUAGACCUUCAUUUAUUCAGGAUAAUGAGCUCAGACACUUAAUCCUUAAGACUGCCGAAGGCUUCCUAUUUGUGGUUGGAUGUGAAAGAGGAAAAAUUCUCUUCGUUUCUAAAUCAGUCUCCAAAAUACUUAAUUAUGAUCAGGCUAGCUUGACUGGACAAAGCUUAUUUGACUUCUUGCAUCCAAAAGAUGUUGCCAAAGUAAAGGAGCAACUUUCUUCUUCUGACCUUUCACCAAGAGAGAAGCUGAUUGAUGCCAAAACUGGCUUGCAAGUUCACAGUAAUUUCCACAGUGGAAGGAUGCAUGUCUAUUCUGGCUCGAGGCGAUCCUUUUUCUGUCGGAUAAAGAGCUGUAAAAUCUCUGUCAAAGAAGAGCAUGAAUGCUUAUCCACCUCAAAGAAGAAAGAUCAUAGAAAAUUCUGUACUAUCCACUGCACUGGUUACUUGAGAAGCUGGCCUCCAAAUAUUGUUGGAAUGGAAGAAGAAAGGGACAAGAAGAAAGACUGUAGUAAUUUUACCUGCCUUGUUGCCAUUGGGAGAUUACAUCCAUAUAUUGUCCCACAGAACAGUGGAGAGAUUAAAGUGAAACCAACUGAAUUUAUAACCCGGUUUGCAAUGAAUGGAAAAUUUGUCUAUGUGGACCAAAGGGCGACAGCAAUUUUAGGAUAUCUGCCUCAGGAACUUUUGGGAACUUCUUGCUAUGAAUAUUUUCAUCAAGAUGACCAUAGUAAUUUGACUGACAAGCACAAGGCAGUUCUGCAGAGUAAAGAGAAAAUAUUUACAGAUUUAUACAAGUUCAGAAAGAAAGAUGGCUCUUUUGUAACUUUAAAAAGCCAGUGGUUUAGUUUCACAAAUCCUUGGACCAAAGAACUGGAAUACAUUGUGUCUGUCAACACUUUAGUUUUGGGACAUAAUGAGAUGAAAGAAGUGUCAUUACUCCCUUGUAGCUGUCAAUCAUCAGAAGAAUCCUCUAAACAGUCUUGUAUUAGUGUGCCUGGAAUGUCUACUGGAAUAGUAUUUGGUGCUGGGAGUAUUGGGACAGAUAUUGUAAACGAAGUCCUGGAUUUCCAGAGGUUACAGUCUUCCUCCCUUGAUGACUCAAGUCCAACAAAUUUAAUGAAAGAUUCUCAUGCUAUCAACUGCAGGAAAAUUUCAAAAAAGGAGUCAAUUCCACUAAAUCCUUCUGAAAUGGGGAAGCCAGAGGCUACAAGGCAAAACCAGAGUGCUGAUCCUCCCCACAGUCACGAGCCACUCCUUGGUGACAGUGCCCAGCUGGAUUUUGAUGCCCUGUGUGACAAUGAUGACACAGCCAUGGCUGCCUUCAUGAAUUACUUUGAAGCAGAGGGGGGCCUGGGAGACCCCGGGGACCUCGGUGACAUCCACUGGACACUCUAGCAUUUGAUUCUUAAUUCUUACAAAUUAGGAAUGUGUUAAAGCAUUUCAUUGACAAAAAAAAAAACAACUAUAAAAUCUUCUGUACUGUCUUGGUACUGUUUUUAUCUUUUAUUCCUAUUAAUAGUCUACCAAUUGUUAUAGAUGUGCACCUUACUUCCACGGCAGUAUGGGGAAAUGUGAUGUUUCCCUUCACAAAGAAUGGCUCAGAGUUUCCUACAGACAGAUCCCUUUUCUCAGUGACAUGGCUUAAUACCCACUAGUUGCUAUCUUUUUGUUAAAAUAUUUCUCAUCAAGAAUAUCACAUACAUCUUGUUUUGGUUUUGUUUUUAUUUUCUGAUGCAGUUUUUGAGUGUGGGGAAUAAAUUGACAUUUUCCUGUGUCUAAGAUUAAUUUAUAAUGGACUUAUACUAAUAGAUUUAUAGAAGUUGGAACAUCUCCAUUUCUUGUAUAUUUCCUGAAUUGAGGAUAAGGCUUAUACACUUUAAGAAAACUCUGAGCCCUUGAACACCUAAAGAGAGGGUACAAUUGGUAGUCAUAAUUGCAGUGAAUACUAUGUUCAGUCAUUGUAAACUUGGGCAAACAUAACCAGGAUAGUUAUGCUUGGUCAAGCACUUAAGAUGGGCUUUAAAUGAGAGAAUUUAUUUAAAACUCAGGAAAAAAAAAAAAAAAGUUAAGGGAUUUUCAGUUGGCUUACAGAAAAGGAAAGAUCUUGGGGCCUAGAUCUUGAUAAUUAUCCUUUGCAUAUAAGAAUUGUUGCUAAUGUAACCAGUCAAGAUUUUCAUUACAUGUAAAACCAGUUUUUGAUGCAGAAAAUGAGCUUAGUGAAAGAUUAGCCCUGGACAAAAAUACAAGCCCAAGCAGGUUAAAUAUCUUUUGAGAAGUCACAGUUAAAUUUAUAUUUUUAAAAUGUUUAAUGUGUAUAUAUCAGUUUCUUGAUACACAUUUGGGAAAGCAAUGGUCUCACUGGUUAAAUUAUUAGUUAACUGACCCAUGAACUAGCUGUGGCCUUCUAGAAUAGGCAAUUACAAUUAAUGUUGCCUGAAACCAAAGGUAAUUAUACAAAUGCUAAGUGUAGUUUUGAAACUGAGGCAAUGAGAAAGAAUUCAAAAACCAAUUUUCUAGCUAUCAUUACAUAUUUGGAGAUCAUUUUUUAACUAGUAAUUGAGGAGUGGCCUAUACUGAUUACAAGAAGAAUAUUUAAAAUCAUAUACGUAUGUCUACCUUUCUGAAGGUCAUACUUUCAUAAUACUGUAUGUUUUCAUAGUUCUUUCUAGUUUACCAAAUGUGUUUUCAUGUGCUUUCUUUGGUGCCCCCCAAAUGAAAGUACGAUAGUCUGGGAAGCUAAUGGGGAAGCUGGAAGCUCAGAUGUGGGGGAGCCAAUGCAGUUCUCUUCCUCUAUGUGGUGCUACAGCAGCUAGCUCUCCGAGUCUCGCACCAAAACAAAUAUUAUUUUGGCCUUGCAUAUUUCUUUUGGCUGUAUAUAAUAGAUUAGAACUUUUGUCAAACUGGUUAAUGGCAAACAUACCACCAGGUAACAGGCCAAAAAGCACACAUUCCCUUCAGCUGGGACCUCUGCAGUGGCUACAUGGGGAAGGGAAGUAUUGGCACAUUGUCCUCCAGGCAAUACAGUAUUGGAGAGUCAGCACCACUCCCGGUUCUGGGACUUGAGGGACUUGGCAAGUUUACAAUAACCCAGAGAAAUCCUACAGGAUGGGGGAGACUGGUUUGCAGCAGGCUAAGCAUGAUUGUUCUUGCUUCUUCAGACUUAAAACAAUCACAUCUCCUCUUUAAGUCUGAGGCCAUACCAAGAUUAACAGUUUAAGGUCUAAACCAUUGCAGGUUGGACUUGGCCUCCAGAGUUGACUAAGCUAGGGGUAGCAAGGUGGGUCACUGUGACUGGAUGACCUUGAAAGGAGAGGGGCUAACCCUCCUGAUGCAAGGCUCUGGGAGGCAGAGUUUCUAGAGGCCAUCACUACUACAUAUAGAAGCAUUUUUUCUCUUUGCAAGAAGAAGCAUUAGUUCAUAGACUGGUGGGCAGAUAGCCAAUUUAAGGCUUUGAUCCUAUAAUAACCCACUCGAGGAUUUUUCUGGACCCAGAAUCCAAUCCAUGCAAUGCAGGAUAAUUCUAACUCUCCCAUGUUUAGUGUUUUCUCUGAAAUGUGUUGCAUUUACAUUGAAUUGCUGUUAGGAGAGACAGAUAUUUUUAUGGCUUAUGCUAUAUUAAUUUUUCUCCUAACCAUUAAUUUCUUGCAUUUUGAUGAAAAGCAUCUACACAUUGAAUGAGAUAAUAAAAAGGAUAUUCUAGUUCUUCCCCCCCCCCCCCAUAAGUCUAAGAAUUACUUACAAUAACACAGUGGAGUGGGGAAGAGCCUGGAAUCAGAAAGAGCCUGCUCACCCUAAGUUUACCUGUGUGACCUCAAGUAAGCCAUUUAAACACUCUGUAUGUGCCUCAGUUUCCUCCUCUGUAACAAGAGGUUUGAUCUCUCUGUUUACUUCCAGUUUUGAUUCUAUGAUUCUAACCCAUGGGACUUGAGCAUUAGGGUCAGACUCUAGAACUGUGUUGUCGGGUAUGGAGCCACAGGCCACGUGUGGCUGCUGAGCACUUGAAAUGUAGCUAAUGCAAAUUGAGAUAGACUGAAAUGUAAAAUGCAAACCAGAUUUCGUACAUUUAGUAUAAAAAGAGAACAUAACAUAUCACAUUAACAGUUUUAUAAUGGGACACCUGGCUGGUUCAGUCAGAGGAACACACGACUCUUGAUCUCAGGGUCGUGAAUUUAAGCCCCAAGUUGGGCAUGGAACUUACUUAAAAAUAAAUAAAAAUUUAAAAAUAAAUAUAAAAAACUAUCUUUUAAAAAAGUAGUUUUAUACUGAUCACAUACUCAAGUAUUUUGGAUAUACUGAAUUAUAUAAAACAUUAACAUUUUAGUUUUUACUUUUUUAAUGUGGCUACAAGAAAAUUUUAAAUUACCCAUGUGGCAUAUAUUAUAUUUCUAUUGGACAGUGCUGCUCUGAAACAUUUUAUUAAGUGGAUAUUAUUGAGUAGACCAAAGGUUAUACCGUAACUAUGAUAUUUACCUCUAAAUGCCAUGGUUUAAGAAACAAUUGUUUAUUGAUCCUUGAUUUAGUAUAAUCCAAUAACUGUGAACUCCUAUCCAUGUAUCCAAAUUUAAAACUUUUUGAAACUAGUAAA